AACACUGCUUGGUCCUAAAACUCAAACUUGUUAUUAUUACUAAAUUGGACAUAAAUUGUUGGAACUUUAGGCCGAAAUUACAUCAAAUAUGUAAAAAAUAGUGGGCAAAAUGACUGACAACAUCAAUUGUUCUCGUCAUAUCUCCUAUGAGCAAUUCAAAAUAUUAAUUGAUUUCAUGGGACAACACGUAGGGCUUGCAACAGGAAGCGCUCGCACGCUAGAAGCAAGACAUAAGUCUAAAAGUUUGUGGAAUGAACUAACAAAAAUGUUAAACAACACUAGAUCGGGUACCAGGAAGACAUCAGAUGGUUGGAGUAAGUAUUGGAGUGACUUCAAAAAUAAACUCAAAAAUAAAGUAAGGCUGAUCAAGAAGAGAAAGAGACCUGGUGCAUCAAAAAAUAUCAUAAAUCCUUUGACAAGACUAGAGAAGAGAGCUCUAAUUAUCUUAGGUCCUCAUUUUGGCGGAAAUAUGUCUAAGGUUUCUGUUGAUCCCUUUAAUAAUUUAAUUUCUUGUCCACCAGAAGUUAAAUUAGAGGCUUACCAAGAGAAUGGACAUGACGAUUUAUCUUUCAUGCACAGUGAUUCUAGUGAUCGAUGCUCAGUUGAAAGAGACAGCAGUAUGAGUGAAAAUUCAAAUGAGGAAUUUGAUGAUGAAUCUGAAGAGGAGCCAAAUGAACCAACUAUACAAAGUAUAUAUCCAAAAUGGCUUAUUGAGGUUGAGAAAAAACGUGCAGAAGCUGAUCUCAGUCGAUCAAAGGCAGAAGAAAAAAGAGCAAUCAUAUCAGAAAAAAAUGCUGAUGCAGCUCUUGUUCAAGCUGAAGCUUUAAAGAAUUUAGCAGAAGCUGCAACUGUACAAGCUAAUGCACUUGUGAGAAUAGCUACUUUGCUAGAAAAUCGUGGUGAAAGGGAAAACAUACUGCCCAUAUGAUGUGAUGAUGUCUUGGAUUGGACUUAUAGCUUUGAAUAGUUAUAAUGCAUGUACAGCAUUAUAGUGGACUUCUAAAUAGUUUUAAACAUGUAAAUAGGAAACAAAGACAUUCUAAACACUAAAAACUGCUUAUAAAAUUGUUUAUUUGGAAUAUUAAUGCACAGCCCAAACUAUUGAGUCUAGAAAGCUGAAAUGAAAUGUUGGCCUAAAAGGUUUAUUUGAUAAUAUAAACAU
This is a messenger RNA of Vanessa atalanta (red admiral), 1162 nucleotides long. RefSeq lists its product as uncharacterized. The record is from RefSeq and is a predicted model, not a curated record. The coding region runs from base 110 to 928 and encodes 272 amino acids. The transcript is spliced from 5 exons. NCBI's taxonomy places the organism in Eukaryota, Metazoa, Arthropoda, Insecta, Lepidoptera, Nymphalidae.